This is a messenger RNA of Xenopus tropicalis (tropical clawed frog), 5259 nucleotides long. It is a transcript of the gene prr36, whose product is annotated as proline rich 36. The transcript has 6 exons. The coding region runs from base 96 to 4913 and encodes 1605 amino acids. The record is from RefSeq and is a predicted model, not a curated record. Lineage: Eukaryota; Metazoa; Chordata; Amphibia; Anura; Pipidae.
GGUACCUCUCUCCAUCUCUCCCAGUUGCCAGUGACAGGCGGCGGUGCGGGGGAGGAGGAGGGACCGGGACGCACCGGGCGGGAGGCAAAGGCAGCAUGGAGUCAUCCGCCAUUGUGCAAAACAAGGGGGCGACCCCCAAGAAAUCUGUAAUCAGUAGGGCGUCUGUAAUAAAAACUCCCCAUUCUCCAAAGGGGAACACAGACACCUCUCAGCCGGCAGCCUCUAGAACUUCAGGAAAUAUCUCAAGGGCGGAAGCUACAAAACACAGCGCAGGCAUGAAGCAAGCGACCGCAUCAAAGGCCAGUAUAGGCCGAGCCAACACAGCUUCGCCCCUGAGGCACAGAGCGGAGAGAGACCAAGCAACUCCCAGCAAAACAUCUGCCAAGCAAUCUCCCCUCAAACGGAACGAGGACCGGGUUCGCCAACAGGGGGCAGCAGAAGCACCUUCAAUGCCAAAACUUCAAGCUUCAAAAAGAUCUGUUGAGGGGCCAAAGGACACUAAGUCAUGCACUUCACUGGAAGGAAAGACAUUUCUCUCUAGGAAAGGGAGUCACAAGACUGAAGUGAUGAAGACAGAUCAUUUAGCAAAGCCAGUUGGCCAAGCCAAGAACCUGAGACUGGACAGCAUGGUGUCUUCGCCAGAUAAAACAUUACCCCAUUCAUAUGAUAAAAUUGUGAAAAGCCCUUCAGCAUCAAAACCAGACAAAGCAGCCAACACUGCUUUACUCACAAAAGCAGCUAGAGCGGUGAUCUCAACCUCAACAAAACCAGUUGCAGCAAAAAUCUCUACCACACUGGGGAAAUCAACGACUGCUGCAACUGUGCAAGGAAGGCCAACCAAACCCCAGUCUGUACCCAGUGGAUCCACGUCUGCCAAACCUGGGAAGCCCCAAUCUACUUCAAAUAAACCAGUAAACAAUGUACCAGUGUUAACAAAACCAUCAAAAUCUGCUGUUAAACUGGAAAACAACUCACUGGAGAAUAAAGCAGCGCAAAGUCCAUCUAAGUCUUUGCCACCAAGGAAAAAAUCAAAUAUGGUGGCCAAAUCUGAAGCCACAUCUGCACUGUCAGCGAAAGCAGUAAAGAGUGCACCUGUGAAAAAUAAAACAAUAAACAAAGGGGAGAAAGAUAAUGCACCUACAAAACCAGUGGAACCAUUACAGUGUCUUGUGGAGUCACAAAUAACCAGUGGAAUGAAAUCAGAAGUUACAAAUAGUGAGUUAUUAGAAAAACCCAUUGGUGCAACAAAGACACCAGAGGAGACAUUGAAUUCAGAGCCAGCUACUGAGCAUGGGACCCAAGUGAAAGAUGAACCAAGACCAUCAGAGACUCAUCAUGUCAUCAGACCCUUACAGUCCCCAGAGAAAGCUCCAGCAGAACUAACGGAUAGACUAUUGGUCCAAUUACAUUCUCAGGCUGAAACAGGAGAAAAAAUGAUCCAGUCACCAUCGUCAACAGUUUCCGAACCACUAUUAGCUAUAAAUUCUUCAGCUGAAACCUAUUUCACAGAGACUUUGACUGAAUCAAUGCAGACUAAAGCACCAGAGAAGCUUCACAAAGACCUGUCAGAUGAUCCUUUAGAACAAGAAGAGGAUGCUAUUCAUUUUGUGCAGUCAGAAAACACUACACUUGGAAUUGUGGAGAAGUCAGUGGAAUCUAUAACAGUAGUUGAGGUAGAAGAGUUUCCACUGCAGUCUGUCAGUGAGACGGAUAGAACAGAAGCAGUAGAGAUAGAACCGGAAAAACAAUUAGACUGUUUCAUGACAUACACGGGGAAACCAGACACAUCACAUUCAAAUAUUUUUGUAGAGGAAGUAGAACAUUGUUCAGCAGGUCAAAAUAUCACACCUGAAAGAUUCUCUCCUGUAGAAUCUUUAUUGAAAAGUGUCAUAUCUCCUGUAGGAUCCCCAUUAGAAGAAGAAGCCUUCAUCCAAACAGCGGGACCGAAAACCCCCUCAACGGAAUUCAUUGUAUCUCCCAUAAGACUAGACCAAGAAUCAUUAAAGGCUCCCGUAGAAUCCCAAACGCAAGCUGAACCACCGGAACCAACCUCACCUGUAGUUGGACCACUUAAUGAUUCCCUGGAGCAGAUACAGGUAUUAAACAAUGCAGAUCUGUUAGGUUUAACAGUGGAGCCGAUAAAGUCUUCCAGAGAAGACAUACCCAGUGAAAUGAAAACCAUGGCAACAGAGCAUCUUGCAGAAUCAUUCAAAUCUGAGGAGGAACAAAAAAAUGAGCCUGGAUCCAAGAAUAUAUUAGCUGAACCAAUAAACGUUAAUCACCAAGGAAUACAUUUACACACCGAGCCCAUUUUACAAGAAUACUGUAGCCAAGGCUCUGUUGAUAUUAAAAAAGAGUCAAUUAUAUCUCCUGCCAAAGCAUUAAUAUCUCUUAGAGAAACACUCAUAUCUUCUCAGCAAUCACUAACCUUCACCAUGGAAACACUCAGUACAUUUACAGAACCACCAGAACCAUUAGUCCAAUCUGCAGAGACAGAACAAGUCUCUUCUAUAUUGCAAUCAGCAAAAGAGGGGACAUGUGACAUUUCUCCAACAGCUGAUGUUAACAUUCAAAAGGAGAUAUAUGCAACAAAAUCUGACUUACCAGUUGCCUCACCAAAUGAAUUAGUAAUUACUCAACAAGAGUCAUUAGGGCAGGAAGCUGUGCAUUGGAGAACACAAGAACCACCUGGGACCACAAUGGAAGUAGAAUCAGUAGUGAGUUCACUGAUACCAGCUAAGACUGCCAUGACAUGUACAAAUGUCUUAGAAGAAACACAGGAAUAUCAAAUAGAACAUAAGAUGUAUCCUAAAGAACCAAAAAGUGAUUUUUUUGGACCUGUUAAGUUACAGUGGGAGCUAGUAGAUAUCCCACUGGAGCAAGGAAAUGAUCAACUUGCAUCUAAAAGCUUUAAAUUAGAUGCAGCAGAGGCUCCAAGUGAUUUCCCACAUGGUCCGUUAAAAUCUCCAAAGGAACCGAUAACAUUUCCAGCAGAACCAACCACAGAGCAAGGAGAACAUUCAGGAAACUCAGUAGGCUCUUAUGAGGAACUAGUAAGACCUUUGGAAGAAAUCCAUUUAGCAGAUUCUGUAAAAUAUCAACCUAAAUCUUCGAUACCCUCAAUAGAAUCACAAUCCGGCACAGAAAUAGUGAAACAUCCAAUAGAACCAAACAAAGACAUAACAUUUCCACUUAAACCUUUAUCACCAACAGUACAUUUAGUAGAGGUAGACUUUUCCUCAACGAUUUCCCAACAAAUUGUAUCUCCAGUAGAAUCAGGGAAACCUUUACCACAGCCUGUAACAUCUCAAGUGGACCCUUUAGUAGCUUCAGUGACAUCUUUAGUUGAGUCCCUAAAUGGGUCGGUGGAAGAAGCAAGGUAUUUUGAAGAACAUUUACCGGCUUCAACUGAAUCAGUAAAGUCUCCAGUAGCAGUAGAAUCACCUUCUGUAGACUCUGUGAAAAAACAUCCUGUAAUGGUAGCAGUAGGUUUAGCAAUGCCUCAAGAGCAAACAGCAGCUCUUACAACACAGUUGGUAGCAGCUUGUAUGGAAGAAACACAUGAAACAUCUUCAGUAAAAUGUACACAUAUAAUAAGUGUAGUAGGUUCUUCGGCAGGGAAACCACUGAUAGCGUCUGAAAGUGACAACAAAAGUACAGUAGAAGAUACAAGAGGCAGUUUGGCUCCAAUGGGAUCAUUUUCAGAACUAGUACAAAGGACAAGUGGCCUGGUAUCAACAAGCGAAUUAGGAUCUUCAGAUGUCUCAUUGGAAGUGGUAAGAAGUGCAGAAUCAAUGGAACCAGUAAACUCAUUAUGGGAAGAAGCACCAUGUACACAUAAGUCAACAAAUGCUGAAGGGAAUCCAUCAAGUUUUCCCUCUUUCAGUUUGGACAUGUCAUUUCCACAAUCAGAGGAUAUUCCCCGAGGCGUAACACAAGUAGGUGAUGGAGUUAAACAUAUCACUCAAGGUGACAGCACCUUUGCAUAUGAGUACUGCAUAUCCUCAGAGGAAGAGAACAGUGAGUCGUGGGUGUUGGUGAGUAAAGAGGAGCUUUCUGACUUUAAAGAGUCUGACCAGAGACCACACCGGCCUGUCUUACUAAGCCAUGAAGAGGAAGAAAUGGGGGAGGAGAAAAAAGUUGAAGAAGAAGGUGAAACCAUGGCCUCAGGGUGCAGCACACUUAGUGACCCCCAACUUGCUGAUCAAAGCAGUAGUGAGACUAGUACCCCAGAGGAGCUUAGAACGUAUGAAGAUACAAGCUCUGGGGUCGAAUCACACUCAGAUGACAUGGCCACAUCUCCGCCAACUAUGCUUACACCUGAUCCUGACUUGGGUAUCCACAUGGGACAAGAGGAAACAGGAGAAACCCUAGCUGAAACUCCAGUCCAGAAGGGUCAAGAGACAUCCCGUCAGCUUCAUGAUGACUGCACGGGGGAAAGAUCACAGGAACCAGCAUCGCCAUUAAAAUGUAAUCCCUCAGAGACUGACAUGCAACGAAGAAAAAGGGAGGUUUUUGAUUUUACAUGCACCCAAACAGCAGCGGGGGCCAGAGGCAAUGAGGAGGAGGAAAGAGCUGGGGCUUUCAGUGCCCAAAGAGGUGAACCUAUUGCCCCACCUACCGAAGGACUUUACACCAUCUAUGAGUCAGAGCGAGGAAGCCAAGAGCGUGGCCCCAGAGGAGCGGAGCUAGGCCUGGUGGAGCAGAUCAUCGGACGGACCUUGUUACUGGCAGCUUCGGAGGGAGGGCCCCGCAGUGGGAUGCGGGGUGCAGAACUGGGCAAGUGGGCAGAGUUGCUGUCCCCUUUGGAUGAAUCACGGGCCAGCAUUACAUCAGUAACAAGCUUCUCCCCAGAGGGUGACACGUCCCCACAAGGGGAUUGGACAGUUGUGGAGGUGGAAACAUUUCACUGAGCUUGUCCGGCCCACGGGGACCAAUAGUGAGCUCUCUCAAGUGUGCGAGGUGUGUGUCCACGUGCAAUAUGUGUGCAGUGGUGUGAGCGAGCAGUAAAUGUGUGUGUAGAAGUGUUUAUGUGUCAGAAGCUUUGCACUGCCUUUAGAUCCCGCAGAUGUUACAUUUGCCUGGGCCUUCCUGCCUGCCCCGUGCUUUAACUCCUCAGUACAUUGUUGUUGUUAUGCAAACCUAUGGGGUAAGGGGGUUACUGCGACAUCAAACCCUAUCGGGCUUGUCCUACAACUGGUAAAUGUGGUCAUGGUGGGUCGUCUUCUUAAGCAAAUAAAUUAUUUUUUAUUUCUGUGA